Molecule: messenger RNA, 1198 nt
Organism: Lepisosteus oculatus (spotted gar)
Lineage: Eukaryota; Metazoa; Chordata; Actinopteri; Semionotiformes; Lepisosteidae
Product: Src like adaptor
Biological process (GO): regulation of MAPK cascade; signal transduction
Cellular component (GO): cytoplasm; plasma membrane; nucleoplasm
Molecular function (GO): phosphotyrosine residue binding; epidermal growth factor receptor binding
Source: RefSeq, a predicted model, not a curated record
GACCCGGAACACUAGACUUCAUUAGCCAUGAAGGUGCACCAGUCAGAACCUGAUGGUGUAUCUACAUGCAAAGAAAUUCAAAAUAUAUAAAUGCUACAUUAUUAUCAGCCUGCUUCUCACUAGGCCUGAUGUAACUGGAAGAAUUCAUGACUGAGUACGUUCUAAAGGCCACUUGCAUCUGAUGCCAAGACCUACUAAUCCAACAUGGGAAAUGCAAUGAAGACUCAGACAACUGAAACUGAGAUUGAAAAUAGGACAGCCUUCAUAGAUCAAGUGUUGAAAGCUGCCGACAAUGACAUGCUUGUUGUGCUUCAUGAUUAUCCCUCUCCUGAUAUCAGUGAACCUAUCUUCAGGACAGGGGAGAAGCUGAAAGUGCUGUCUGAAGAAGGGUGUUGGUGGAAAGUAAGAUCUGUUGUCACAGGAAAUGAAAACUACAUUCCAAAUAACCAUGUAGCCAAAGUUUACCAUGGGUGGCUGUUUGAGGGAGUGGCAAGACACAAAGCAGAAGAACUGUUACAGCUUCCCAGCAACAGAGUUGGGUCUUUCAUGAUAAGAGAAAGCAAAACUGAAAGAGGCGUUUACUCCUUAUCAGUAAGGCACAGAACUAUAAAACAUUAUCGGAUCUUUCGCUUACCCAACAACUGGUACUACAUCUCUCCUCGCCUCACUUUCCAGUGCCUAGAAGACUUAGUUAACCACUACUCUGAAAUGGCGGAUGGCCUUUGCUGUAUCCUCACCAGCCCCUGCCUCACAUUCAGCAAUAACAACCUCAACCUCGCAAAUCAGCCUCCCCCUGUUGUAAUGCGACGCAACAACUUUGACUGGAACAAUGUGGAAAGGUCAGAAUUAAUAGACCAGAGUGCUGCACCUCACAGAGAGAACAGAGACUCUUUAAUAAGCUUUGGAGUCAGGAACAGCCUUGCUUCUUACCUGUCCCUUUCAAGCACAGGAAAAACCUCACAGAAAAACAGCCGUAAGAAGAAGAGCAAAUCAGUGUAUGCAGUCCCGGAUUCUGAGCACAAUGAUUUCCCUAUUGAAGAGGAAUACUAUGAAGAGCAAAUAUAGCACCAAUUAUACUUUGAAUGUCGAUAUUAAGCUUCUUUGAUCUUUGCCUGUAAGUUUCAUGACAAAUUUUAUUUUUUUUGUUGUAAAUAUCAUUCUUAGCCCCCUUGAAUAAAGUAAAAUAUCUUAUAUAAUA